Molecule: messenger RNA, 1050 nt
Organism: Mitosporidium daphniae
Lineage: Eukaryota; Fungi; Microsporidia
Exons: 2
Coding region: 1-1050 (349 amino acids)
Source: RefSeq, a predicted model, not a curated record
AUGAGUGUCUGUUUGCUCAAAGAUCAACAUGCUUACAGAUGCUGGUAUCAAUGGCGAUUUAAGCUUUCUUUUAACCACAGAGCAAGACCAGUUCCACCAUCCACAGCCUUGUUAUUUCUGAGGGCUAAUGAUUUUGUGCUCGAAGAUGCUGUCAAAAAGUAUUGUUAUUAUGUUCGAAGGACAAAAUCUAUGAAACCAUCGCUUUACAAGUCUCUUCCACUAAUUGUCAAUGAUGUGGAGGAGAGUCUUAACAAUAACGAAGAAAGGUUGUACAAGCUCAAGCCUGGACAAAUAAUAUCUCCUGGAUGCAUUUCACUUCCGGGAAGCGUCGAUAGGAAUGGAUCCCCAAUUAUCAUCAUACACACUAGAUUCCUUUCCCAUAUAUCUUGGAUGGCUCCAGAGGAUAUUUUAGAGGCUGCAAUCUAUUUAGCGACUUAUUUUGUGCAACAGCAACCAGAGGCCAUCAGAAACUCUGCAUGCAUCCUUGUCGACCUUCAGGAUACCCCUUGGCAUGUUCAAAAGAAGCUUAUGAGUGUCAUGUCGACAAGUGAAGACGAGAUUCCAGAAGCAAUGGAAGAUUGUGAUGUCUUAUUCGAGUCAAUAAGAAUGGUGCUGUCCUUUUUCACCGAAUGUUUUCCAAUCAAGUGGGGUGCAAUUAUUUUAUAUAAGCCCUGGUGGUACCUAAAAUGGGGGAAUUUUGGAGCAACCAUUGUCACUUCGGAAGAAGAACUAUGGAUGCAUGUUUCGUCAAGAGACCUUCCAAUUCAGUAUGGCGGCUCUUUGAUCGCUGACAAGGCGCUUUUUUUGCGCAACCUUGUGGCUCGGGCCCAAAAGGAGGGAGAAGAUUCUUUUUUUGUAAAAUCAAAAGCAGAUGCAAGGCAGACUGCAAAAAGAGGAUAUCAGGUAGCGUUUGAUGCAGAUUUAACCAACCCAUGGUCAAUAUUGGAAAGCAUCGUUUCCCCAGGUGAAGAGGGGAGAUGCAAGCUCUCAAAAGAAUAUUCAAAUUGUACGUUGGCCCAAAUUAAAAAGUAUCUCGUGGGGAAGGAAUAA